This is a messenger RNA of Ochotona curzoniae (black-lipped pika), 5358 nucleotides long. It is a transcript of the gene TOPBP1, whose product is annotated as DNA topoisomerase II binding protein 1. The transcript has 28 exons. The record is from RefSeq and is a predicted model, not a curated record. Lineage: Eukaryota; Metazoa; Chordata; Mammalia; Lagomorpha; Ochotonidae. Gene Ontology annotation, biological process: mitotic DNA replication checkpoint signaling; mitotic G2 DNA damage checkpoint signaling; DNA replication initiation. Bases 119 to 4696 code for a protein of 1525 amino acids.
CUGUGCGGGAGGGGGCGCGGCGUUGGCCGGGCUGGCGCCCGACCCCAGCUGCCCGUCCAGCGGGCCACGCGCCCCCCGCCCGCUGCCCCAAGACCCCCAGGCUCAACCUGGUUCAAAAAUGUCCAGCAAUGACAAAGAACCGUUUUUUGUGAAGUUUUUAAAGUCCUCAGACAAUUCUGAAUGUUUUACCAAAGCUCUCGAGUCAAUGAAAGAAUUUCAAUCAGAAGAGUAUCUUCAGGUUAUUACAGAAGAAGAGGCAUUGAAGAUAAAAGAGAAUGAUAGAUCACUUUAUAUCUGUGACCCUUUCAGUGGCACUGUCUUUGAUCACCUUAGAAAGCUUGGCUGCAGAAUUGUAGGUCCUCAGGUAGUCAUAUUUUGUAUGCAUCAUCAACGAUGUGUCCCAAGAGCUGAACAUCCAGUUUAUAAUAUGGUUAUGUCUGAUAUAACUGUAUCUUGUACAAGCCUGGAAAAAGACAAAAGGGAUGAAGUUCAUAAAUAUGUACAAAUGAUGGGCGGACGAGUAUUCAGAGACCUUAACGUAUCAGUAACUCAUCUUAUUGCAGGAGAAGUUGGCAGUAAAAAAUAUUUAGUUGCUGCAAAUCUAAAGAAACCCAUUUUGCUUCCGUCUUGGAUAGAAACACUUUGGGAGAAGUCACAACAGAAUCAAAUAGCCAGAUAUACUGAUAUAAGCAUGGAAGAAUUCAAGUGUCCUAUUUUUCUUGGUUGCAUCAUCUGUGUGACUGGCUUGUGUGGCUUGGACAGGCGGGCAGUUCAACAACUGACAGUUAAGCACGGAGGCCAGUACAUGGGACAGUUGAAAAUGAAUGAAUGUACACACCUCAUUGUUCAAGAGCCAAAAGGUCAGAAAUAUGAAUGUGCUAAGAGAUGGAAUGUACACUGUAUAUCCACACAAUGGUUUUUUGACAGUAUUGAGAAAGGUUUUUGUCAGGAUGAAUCUAUGUACAAAAUGGAACCUAGACCGGAAGUGAAAACUGUACCUGAUUCUUCAACUCCUACUGGCCACACCAACCAAAUUGAUAAUCGCACCCUUUCAGAUGUCAGUCAUAUUUCUAACAUAAACGCAAGUUGCGUAAAUGAAUCAAUGUGUAAUUCAGUUCUCAACAGCAAAUUGGAGCCUACACUGGACAACCUGGAUGUCAGUGCAUUUCAGGCACCUGAGGAUUUGUUAGACGGUUGUCGGAUAUACGUUUGUGGCUUUAGUGGCAGAAAACUCGAUAAACUCAGAAGGCUUAUUAACAGUGGAGGUGGCGUUCGUUUUAAUCAGCUUAAUGAAGAUGUAACUCAUGUAAUUGUGGGAGACCAUGACGAUGAGUUGAAGCACUUUUGGAAUCAAUCAGCCCACAGGCCUCAUGUGGUGGGAGCAAAAUGGUUGCUCGAGUGUUUCAGUAAAGGUUACAUGCUUCCUGAAGAACCAUACGUCCUUGCUAACUACCAGCCAGUGGAAAUGCCGAUCUCGGAUCAACCUGAAGGCAGAAUCACUGUACAAAACAAUAGCAGCGUUCCUAAAACAGACUUGGCCCCCAAGGAAAACCACAAGCAAGCCGAUGAUGAUUUGCUCUCUCAAUAUGUAAAUAAUCACACCACAGUAGUUGAGGCUGAGAAGGCUAAAGCUGCCAAGUCUGAGGUUGGGCCGUGUCAUGAUUCUACCCACGUUGAACCCUUUAAUGAUUCCACUCACAUUUCAUUACAAGAAGAAAACCAGUCUUCUGUCAGCCUUUGCCUCCCUGAUGCUUCCACAAUUACUGAAGAAGGCUUGUUUAGUCAAAAGAGUUUCCUUGUUUUGGGUUUUAGCAAUGAAAAUGAAAACAACAUUGCAAAGAUUAUAAGAGAUAAUGCUGGAAAAAUCUUAACUCCUCAAAGCAGAACUGUUGCUGACUACGCUGUGGUUCCUCUGCUGGGGUGCGAAGUGGAAGCAACUGUUGGAGAAGUUGUUACAAAUACGUGGCUGGUUGUUUGUAUAGACUGUCAGACCUUAGUUGAGCCAAGCUCGAAUCCCCUCUUCACACCAGUCCCAGUAAGGACAGGAGCGACUCCUUUAGUGGAUUGUGUUCUUUCCUUUAGCCAGUGUGCUGGAGCAGAAAAAGAUUCUCUGACAUUUUUAGCAAAUCUCCUAGGAGCAAGUGUUCAAGAGUUCUUUGUACGCAAAGCCAAUGUCAAGAAAGGAAUGUUUGCCAGUACGCAUCUUGUGUUGAAAGAGCCUGGUGGUUCUAAAUAUGAAGCUGCAAAGAAGUGGAACGUACCUGCAGUCUCUGUAGCGUGGCUCUUGGAAUCUGCUAGAACGGGAGAGAAAGCAGACGAAAACCGUUUUCUUAUUGAAACUUCAUUUAAAAAAGAACAAAGUUUAGAAACUGAAAUAACAAAUGGAGUGAAUCCAAAUCCAGAACUACUAGAGCAUCCUGGCAGACACCUGGAGACCCACAGGAAAACAGCUGUUACACCCUUGGAUAUGAACCGCUUUAAGAGUAAAGCUUUCCAGGCUGUGAUCUCCCAACAUGUCGGCCAGGGGCCCGCACCUCCAGCCGCAGCACAGCCACUUCAGAAAGAACCUUCGUUACACCUGGACACACCAUCAAAAUUUCUAUCUAAAGACAAACUUUUUAAGCCUUCUUUUGAUGUGAAGGAUGCACUUGCUAUCCUGGAAACUCCAGAAGGUUCCAGCCAAGGAACCAAGAAACUGAAUACCCCUCUCUCAGAAGUCAUUGUCAAAAACUUGAAACUUGCUUUGGCAAAUAGUUCUCGCCAUGCAGCUGCUGUCUCUGCCAGCCCUCAACUGAAGGAUGUGCAAGCAAAGAAGGGACAGGAGGAUGCACCAAAGCCACUUCACAAAACCGUGGUUUGUGUCAGUAAAAAGCUCAGCAAGAAGCAGAGUGAACUGAAUGGGAUUGCGACCGCUCUGGGAGCAGAAUGCAGGUGGAAUUUUGAUGAAACAGUGACUCAUUUCAUCUAUCAAGGGCGGCCCAAUGAUAAUAAUCGAGAGUAUAAAUCUGUGAAAGAAAGAGGGAUACACAUUGUUUCAGAGCACUGGCUGCUGGAGUGUGCUCAGGAGCAAAAGCGUCUUCCGGAAUCUCUUUAUCCGCAUACGUAUAAUCCCAAGAUGAGCCUGGAUAUCAGUGCGGUACAGGAUGGCAGAGCCUGUAAUAGCCGGCAGGCCUCGGUUGUCUCGAUGACAGAGGAUGAAGAGACAGACCAUUUGCCUUUAGAAGAAGGUGAUACAGAUAACACGAUCACUGAUAACAAAGAAUCAGCACCAUCAAUUGAAAAUGGAACAAAUGACUGUAAAGGAGCUCUGACGCAGACGUUGGAGAUGAGGCAAAACUUCCAAAAGCAGCUGCAGGAGAUCAUGUCGGCCACAUCCAUCGUGAGGGCUCCGGGCCAGAGGUCCUCCCUCUGCAGAAGUGCUUCUAACAGUGCCUCGUCGACGCCCGACAGCAUUCGCUCCGCUCGAAGUGGACGCAGCAGAGUGCUGGAGGCACUGAGGCAGUCUCGUCAAGCAGCACCUGAUAUGAACACUGAACCCUCUCAGAGCGAACAAAUCAUUUGGGAUGACCCCACGGCAAGGGAGGAGAGAGCGAGACUCGCCAGCAAUUUGCAGUGGCCUAGUUGUCCCACACAGCUCUCCGAGCUUCAGGUUGACGUUAAGGCACUGGAGGAUUCUCCUUUCCAGGAACCCUUACGUGAUUCAGAGAUCGCCGAGCACGCUGACUGUGAUCCUGGGCACAAGUGUGUGACUGAAGCUACAACAACGCUCCCCGUCUCAGAAGAAACAGAAACUCCAGCUAAAGAGAGCCCCUUCAUCCCAACGCCUCAAGCCCCCAGCAUCGCCUUCCCGCUGGCCAACCCGCCUGUGGCUCCGCCCCCGAAAGAAAAGGUUAUAAUGAGAGAAGAGGCUCAAGAAGAAUUUAAAAAACAGUACAUAUUUCAGUUGUCCUCUCUGAAUCCUCAAGAACGUAUUGAUUAUUGUCAUCUGAUUGAAAAAUUAGGUGGAUUAGUGAUAGAGAAGCAGUGCUUUGACCCCAAAUGCACACACAUUGUGGUGGGCCAUCCGCUGAGAAACGAGAAGUACUUAGCCUCUGUGGCCGCCGGCAAGUGGGUGCUCCAUCGCUCCUACCUGGAAGCGUGCAGAACCGCAGGCUGCUUCGUACAGGAAGAAGACUAUGAAUGGGGCAGUAGUUCCAUACUGGAUGUUCUGACUGGAAUCACGGAGCAGCAAAAAAAACUAGCGAUUGCAGCCAUGCGGUGGAGGAAGCAAAUCCAGCAAAGACAAGAGUCGGGCGUUGUGGAGGGGGCAUUUAGCGGGUGGAAGGUGAUCUUACAUGUUGAUCGUACCCGAGAAGCCGGGUUCAGACGCCUUCUUCAGUCCGGAGGAGCGAAGGUGCUACGUGGUCAUUCUGUUCAUUUAUUCAAAGAAGCCACACAUCUCUUUUAUGACUUUAAUAAGCUGAAGCCAGACGACACAGGAAUUAACAUGGCAGAUGCUGCUGCACAGAACGUGCACUGCUUGAAAACAGAAUACAUUGCCGAUUACCUGAUGCAGGAGUCUCCUCCUCCUUUUGAGAAGUACCACCUCCCAGGAGCAGCCGCCUUUGACAAGAGUGAGGGGCCUGAGCCUGACUUGUCACAGAAGAGGAAGGCUCCUGCCGAGAAGAACAAGCUCAAGCGACCCAGGGUGCAGUGACCACGUGCACAGUUUGGUUGGCACUGACCCACAUGGGCAUCAGAACAGCUGCGUGUUCCUAGGUGGAUGUGUGUGCAAAAAUGAGAUCCUGACGGAUUGCACUGCGGGGCAGUAGUGACUCCAUGUGAAGUUUUUAACACCUGAAAUUUCAAUCACUGAAUACUUAAUGAAAAGUUACCUGAAAUAAAACAGGAAAAUACAACUCCCCAAUUAGAUUUUUGUGAAAACUAUAGUGUGCAAAAGGCUGUUUAUUUUUCUUGUAAAUAUCUGAGGCUGUAACUUAAAGUUUUAAGCAAAGUGAUGGAUUCUGCUCUAAAAUACCUGCCUUAAUUCAUAACGAAGCGUGUCAUUUGGAAUUUAUAUAUGUUUUCCCUGCUUUACCUUCUUUCCUGUUGUACCUUUUUAUCAGGAGCCUGAGCACACUGAGAAAACUGGAGCUUUAAACUUAGAUGUGUGUGUAUAUAUGUAUAUAUGUGUUUGUACAAACCUCCAUGAUGUUUACCAAGUUUGGGUGUCAAAACUUGGAAAAUGUGACAAUAAAGAUUACCAGUAGUGACUCAGAUUAGUACUUAAUGUGCGUUCAGAUAGAAAUUUCCAGAAGAAAACAUCCUAGUCCAUUCUGUUGAAACAAUAAAUUUGUAAAACACAGGUUUUUAAAAGGA